Quercus lobata is the source of this 1888-nucleotide messenger RNA. Its product is annotated as mucin-2-like. Lineage: Eukaryota; Viridiplantae; Streptophyta; Magnoliopsida; Fagales; Fagaceae. The transcript has 3 exons. The coding region runs from base 588 to 1541 and encodes 317 amino acids. The record is from RefSeq and is a predicted model, not a curated record.
UUUCCGAAACGUAGUGGAUUUUUUCCUAAGUGUCACCAUCGUAGGGUUUGGGACGGAAUCCCAUAAGAAAGUCCCACAAAAUUACCAAGCAAAACCACAAUGCAAAAUUUCCAGAGUUUCUUUUUCAAGUCUGGAGGUCUGUCUAGAUCUGAAGAAUUAAAGCUCAAGUACCCGGUGGUUUCCCUACUGGAUCUUGUGUUCCCUUGAAUUUGGUUUCUCAAUUUUCUAAUAAAAUUCUGCCGUUUUUCUCAAAAAAAAAAAAAAAAAAAACAAAAAACCACAUGUCCACACCGGAGAUAGUUUGACGUGGCAGGGGUAGAGGUGGCCUAAUUGUCGAGUGGAGGCUGAUUUGUUGUUGGCUGUUGCGGCUACGGUAUCGAAGUCCUACUUGCAAGCUUAGGUUGCAGAUGGCAGCGUCAGGGGUUGUGUUUUGUCAGGGGCGGAGCUACGUUGGUGACUGGAGGGCCAAAAGUUAAGAAAAACAAGAAUUUAGAGCAGACCUUCUCUCCCUUCUCGCUCUCUCUCACAAUUUGUCACAGUGAUCUCUCCAUCUGCCUGCCUCGCCUCCGCUGCUCGCCUUUCCUUUGAUGCCAACAUUGCUCGCCUUUGCCAACGCCGCUUGCUACUCGCCAAGCAGCUCACUUCGCCUCCUCCAAUGUCGUUCACCAAGCAAGCCUCUCUCACAAUCUACCACAGUAAUCUCUCCACCUACCCACCUCGCCUCUGUCGCCGCCAACAACUCGCCUUCACCACUCGUCAAGCAACUCGCCUCUCCCUCAACCCCAAUGCUGCUUGCCUUCGCCAAUGUCGCUUGCUACUCACCAAGCAGCUCGCUUCGCCUUCAUCGAUGUUGCUUGCAGAGCAAGCCUUCCUCACAAUCCGCAAUAAUGAUCUCUCCUCCCACCCGCCUCGCCUCUGCUGCUCGCCAGCAGCUCGCCUCCACCAAUGUUGCUUGCUACUCGCCAAGCAGCUCACUUCGCCUCCUCCAAUGUUGCUCGCCAAGCAAGCCUCUCUCACAAUCCUCCACAAUGAUCUCUCCACCCACCCGCCUCACCUCCACCGCUCACCAACAGCUCACCUUUUCUCCGACCCCAACGCUGCUCGCCUCCGCCAAUACCGCUUGCUACUCGCUUAGUAGCUCACUUUGUCUUUGCCGAUGUCGCUCGCUAAGCAAGCCUUUCUCACAAUCCACCACAGUGAUCUCUCCACCUGCUCGCCUCGCCUUGCCUCUACCGCUCGCCAGCAGCUUGCCUCCACCACUCGCCAAGCAACUUGCCUCUCCUCCGACCCCAAUGUUGCUCGCCUUCACCAAUGUCACUUGCUACUCACCAAGCAACUCGUUUCGCCUUCGCAUGUCGUUUGCCAAGGAAGCCUCUCUCACAAUCCACCACAAUGAUCUCUCCACCCGCUUGCCUCUACUCUGUCGCUCACCUCUACCAACGCCACUCGCUACUCACCAAGCAGUUCACUUCACCUCCGUUGAUGCCGCUCACCAAGCAACCUGUCUCUGUCGAAAUUUGCUCGAUCUCACUAAGAUCUGAAUCCCCUUAUUUAUUUGGAUUGUUUAUGGCUGAUUUGCGGGAUUGGAUUUGGUUUGAGAAAUUGGAUUGUAGUUUUGUAGGUUUAGUGUUUUGAGGUGAUGGUGAUUAGUGGUGGUUUUGGCCGGUGGUAUUGUGGUUUGUUGGGUUUAUGUUUGUUGCAUGUGGUUGGGCUAAUUUUGGUUUUGUUUUUUGGGCUGUUUUUUGUAAUAACUGUGGGUUGUGGGUUAUGGUGGUGGGUUUUUAACAAUGGUGAGUUGUGGGUUAUGGUGAUGGGUUUGUAACAAUGGUUGGUUAUGGGGGUGGCGAUGGUGAGUUGUUAAAAUGAGUUUUUUAUUUCGUAUUUUUUU